Molecule: messenger RNA, 3705 nt
Organism: Zymoseptoria tritici IPO323
Lineage: Eukaryota; Fungi; Ascomycota; Dothideomycetes; Mycosphaerellales; Mycosphaerellaceae
Exons: 4
Coding region: 1-3705 (1234 amino acids)
Source: RefSeq, a predicted model, not a curated record
AUGACCUUCCUCAACCGCCACAGACGCCGGCAAAAUGGACUUACGGCUCUGCAACCAUUCCAUGCGACGCCGACGGAAUGCCAUGCGGGCGAUCAAGACGGCCUCGGUCCGGCCUCUCCCAAGGUUCCUGGACCGUCGAGCCAUGUCAUUAUGCCGCAACUUCGCACUUUUGAUAACCCAAUCAUCAAGCAUGGAUCGCUUCCAUUUGAGGAACAGCUGUGCAAGAGGCGCACUGGAGAGCGAACAUUUGGACCAUGGCAUAACGACAUCCCGGUUCAAUCGCAGGACGAACGUAGACAUGCUGCCGUCGUGAAAACAGUGGGACUUGGUGAAGCUAUGGAGACCGUCCUCAAAAUCACAAGUAAGCUUGGCGAGCAUAGCCCGCACGAACUAUCGCAAGCACUCUCUCUCGGCAUACGACCGACCAUGCUGCUACUUUCAGUGCUCGCAGUCGCUGUGACUGCGCUCUCUGCGAAGAACCCUCAUCUCGCAGUCUCCGCGGCGAGCGAACAUUCCGUGCCAACAGUCUUUGAACCAAACGUUCGAGGGCGUGAUGUCCUCAUGAGGCAUGACGAAUCCCCUCUCACCUGGCCGAUUCAGCAACAGGUGAUGUACCAGACCUUCUCGCACGUCGUGAUGAAGACUCUCAACGACUACUUGGGAUCACACCCUGGAUUCGAGUCAAAGUGCCUCCCCCAGGCGGAUUGCAGCCUCGCUGUUGCUGGUAUCCAAGAUGAAGUCGGCAACGUCAUGAGAACUAUUCGCACGUCGAUGAAGCCCGACAAGCAAUGCGACAACACCUGCUUCAUCAAGCAGCUCGAUCAGGGGUCUUCGAGGGUGGCCAGAAAUGCUCUCAUUCGGAUUGCUUCGAUCCGAAAAGCUAUAAUGGGCUCCAGCAUCCUCGACGACGAGGACACCGCCAAACGCAUCGCCACUUUUAGCAGCAUGAUGACGAAGCCGCACUUCGGUGAACACAGCGAGGAGAAGUUCAAGGACGCCCUGAAGCACUACAAGGCUUCGAUCCAUACGCCCACCAUAGGUAGUAACCAGGUUCCGCACAAUACUACCUUUCUGGAGGAGCUCCUUUAUUUCCAGACUUGCACGGGCGACGAGUUUCUAUGCAGUACCCACGAGAUCCUCUUGACGCAUACCGUGGCCCUUCUUCACGCGGGCAUGGAGCCCGGAGUGUUGCAUGAACGCAGCAUUCUUCGUGAAAUCCUGGUAGCGGCCAACCGAGGCACUCUCUCCAAGCCUGGGCAACUCUGGGCCGGACUGGAAAUGAUCAACCACGACGUGUUUGAACAUGGUAACUGGAUGCCAGAAGCACGACGAGCCGUCGACGAAAUUACAGAAAGCAUGGAUUUACAAAUGCGUGCGGUGGCGGAUAUGAGCACCACGGCAUUCUAUUACACCGAAUCAUUCAAUGCGUUGAUCGGCCGCAUGAUCACCGUUACCCUGAUCAUGGACACUCACGGCACAUUCGCCCUGGACCCAGCACUUUAUGAGCAGGGCUAUCGAGUAUAUUUCAACUUCUUCGGCGGCCAUCCAUUCGUUCGACUAUCCGGAUCCCUCAAGCCGACGACUGGCGCAACGUGGCAGUAUUUGCGACCUGAUGCGGAUGCUGUCGUCAAGCGCUCGGUGGUUGCCAACGGGACAGAGUCUAACAUCACUGCCAGUAACUCCGUCAGCCCUACCGCAAACAACACUGACAAUGGGACCGUUAUUCUCAAUCAGCCAGCUGCCAGGACAAGACUCAUCAUGCCAGUCAACGAGGCAGCUCCAUUGCGUGGUUCUCUCCGCGGCAAAGACAUGCCGGCCUUCUAUCCGACAGACGACCGUCAUAACCCCAAGCAAGUCGCCUUUCAGAUCCGAUCUGGGGGUAAAGCUGGAGAGCACAUGGAUAGUCUCGGUCGGCCUAUCAUGCGUGCGGCCCCAAUGGACAGCGGCGAGCAUGCUCCUGUGAUGGUUUCCGGAGACAGUCUGCCUGUGCGUGACUCUCCUUUCCUGCAAAUGUACUAUUCCCUCCCGCUUCCGAAAGGCUGCAAUGCGACCGACUGCCAGCAGCCAAAGAAACCAUUCGACGUCAACGACCCUUCCGCCGGGUAUGAGAAAUUGGAUGGACCUGUUGGCGCCGAGGAGGCCUUUGUGACUGCUGUCAGAGUCCAGCCAGAGUUCCUGUUCAAAGCUUCUCAUGGCUUCAGCUGGGGCCAAGCGCUGUACGUGAUCGAUGGCUCGCCACUGGCCAAGAAUCUUAAGGAUAAGGCAGUCGCCGAUCAGGUGAAGAAUUGGGUUCGCGAGAAGGUGCGCGAGCUGACGGGGGAAGCCAAACGCUUGGAAGCAGAAGACUUUGCCAAAGCACAGGAACUCAUCCGAGAGGCGGAAAAAAUCGAGACGGCGAAGCUUGCUGAAGCGGAGAAGCUGAUGAGAGAGUCCAAUCUCAGCAAAGGAGGGAAACUACUCAAUGGUGAUGCAGUUCAUCCGGGAGGUAAAUCCAUCAAAGGCGAUCCGAAUGGGAAACAGGUAGAGUUUGAGGAGACCACAAAGCACACGCUCGACUCGGAUUCAAUGAGGACUUUGCCAGACGAGGCGCCGUCUUACGCCGAGAACGCUAGGGUGUGGGAGGAAAUGGCGAAGCCCUGGAGAUGGCUACCGGAAGAUGUACAAAAGCAUGUAAAGCUCAGCCGCGAGAAGGCGAUCCAGAAUGCCAAGGAGGCUGGCUACGAACCGCAGAAGCCCCCGACAGGAGAAGGCGGCCCACCCGGAGUUGACGGCGGUGGCGACCCUGUGUCACCUCCCCCAGGCGGUGAACCGAACCCACUCCCGGAGGCACUUCCCGAGGCACUCCCCGAGGCUGGCGCUCCCGCCGACGCAAUUGCCGCCGACGUAGCUUCUGACGCAGGUUCUGAAGUAGCUUCAUUCGUCUCAACGAUCGCAAGCGAGAGCGUCGAGGAAGGAGCCGUCGUGGCUGGGUCCCUAGGGGAAAUGAUGGGAGGCGCGUUAGCCGGGCUCAUUGGCGAAGUCUCCGCGGUUCUAGGGCCUAUAGGAUGGGCAGUCACCGGAGCCAUGCUCCUGGUGACCGUCAUCGAGAUGCUGGAAGACGAGAAAAGAUGCCCUCAUCCCGCGCGCUUCACCUCCACCUGGGACGCGGCAGCUCAAUCGAUGACCGACUACCAGCUGCCAUGCUCUCCAGUACCGUCAGGCAUGCAAAUGAGUGAUCCGACACAACGCAGCCGAUUCUUCGACCUCUUCUACCUGGGCAACCCCAUGAUGCACUCCAUGAUACUCGCGCCCAACGCCCCCGCUGCAACAGUCACAGUCCUCAUCGACACGGGCGGUGGCCCAGCCUCCCUGCCCGCCAACAACUCCGCAACAUCAACAUCCACCAAGCCCACCCCCUGCCCUACAACCCACUACCCCCACGGAUUCGUCGGCACCCGCGUUGCCCCCGCCCCUUGCCCGGUGCAAACCCCCUACGAGUGCACCGACGACUGGUUCCACACGCACGUGAACAAACAUCUCCCGGACGAUGUCAGAUUCCCGAAUUACUGCUCGAAUGGCGAUUCGACGGGACAUUAUCGCGCGUCGGAGAAGGGGUGUUUGCCGGACUUCUGGUUGGAAGCGGAUGGGCAUCAUGAGAGGAAGAAGAGGGAUAAGUGUAAGGAUGAGUUUUUGGAUACGCCGAAUCAGCCCGUUUAUUCGGGGUGA